Molecule: messenger RNA, 1706 nt
Organism: Brassica napus (rape)
Lineage: Eukaryota; Viridiplantae; Streptophyta; Magnoliopsida; Brassicales; Brassicaceae
Product: metallocarboxypeptidase A-like protein ARB_03789
Exons: 11
Coding region: 237-1526 (429 amino acids)
Biological process (GO): proteolysis
Molecular function (GO): metallocarboxypeptidase activity; zinc ion binding
Source: RefSeq, a predicted model, not a curated record
ACAUAGAGAGAAGUCCAAGUUUUUAUGAUCGUUUGAUAAAAAAAAAACAAAGAUUAGCGAAGAAAAGUAGGAUUAAAAAAAAAAAGAAAGAAAAAAAGGGCAAAGAGACGACAGAAGCAGAUCUCCGACUGAUUUAGAUCCAAUUCUAUGUUUCACACAAAGAGAAGAGAUGAGAUGACGUGAAAGAAGCAAAACUGGUUCGUUUCUUACCACCGAUUCUAUCUGUCGAACCGGCCAUGCGUCUGCAACCUCCUCCUCUAAUAAUAUGUUACGCCAUCUUAUCCUUCCUCCAACCAUUUCUGUUGCUCGUUCUCGCCCAAACUAACCCUUCCGUUACUCCAAUCAACUGGGAUCUCUACCACUCCAGUGAUGAUUUAGUGGAGCAAAUACACUCUUUGGUACAUCGGCAUCCUGAUAAGCUUUCGAUUGAGACGUUUAAAUCUGGAAACAAGGGCUACAAUGCCGAGGUCAACGUGGUUACUUACUGUCGGGGCGGAAGACAGAGUGAUGACAGAUCAAACUUUAGAAUCCUUCUUACUUUUGGGCAGCAUGGGAGAGAGCUUAUCACCUCUGAACUCGCCUUUCGGAUUUUGUCCAUUCUCAGCGAAGAACAGUUCUUACCAAACAUUAAUGGAGGGGCAACCCUCAACAACACCCUCCUGGACAAGCUUGUCAUUAAGCUGGUUCCUAUAGAAAACUUUAAUGGGCGUAAACGCGUUGAAGCUGGUGAUCUUUGUGAACGCAGAAAUGGAAGAGGAGUUGACUUGAAUCGAAAUUGGGGCGUUGACUGGGGCAAGAAGGAAAAAGACUAUGAUCCAUAUGAAGAGAAUCCUGGAACUGCUCCGUUUAGUGAGCCCGAAACUCAAAUAAUGCGCAAGCUAGCUUUAUCAUUUGAUCCUCACAUAUGGAUUAACGUCCAUUCUGGAAUGGAGGCUCUAUUUAUGCCAUAUGACCACAAAAACACAACCCCGGAAGGAUUGCCUUCCCAAAAGAUGAGGUCCUUGCUUGAAAAAGUGGAUAAACUUCAUUGCCAAAACCGUUGCAUGAUUGGAUCUGGCGGAGGCUCUGUUGGGUACCUGGCACAUGGUACAGCUACAGAUUAUAUCUAUGACGUUGUAAGGACACCAAUGGCUUUCACCUUUGAGAUAUAUGGAGACAACCAGACUUCUUCAAGAGAUUGCUUUAAAAUGUUCAACCCUGUUGAUCUACCCACUUUCAAGACACUUCUCAACGACUGGUCUGCUGCCUUCUUCACAAUUUUCAAAAUGGGACCGUUUCAUUUAGACCAAAACAGUACCAAGGCUGCAGAGAAAUGGGUGUCCAUAGAUGAGUAUUUGGACGGUUACUUGGUGGAAAGGAAGAACAGAUAUGGGAAGAAUAUGGAAGUGAUCGAUGUCGGAAUGCAGGAGAUUAAGACUUACUUCAGGCUCUUCUUGUUGUCCUCGGUACUUCUGAUGUUCAUGUUCUGUUCCAGAAUCGCCAAGAGCAAGUAUGGUAGAAACUCCAUACCUGUUGUCAUGCAAUGAAACUAUUGGAGGGGAAAGUCUCUCUCACCCAGUUUAUUAACCCUUGUAAGUUAGUAAUUUUUUUUUGUUUUGUUUGCAAAACUUGUAUUUCUAAUUUAUUUGCUCCAGUUUUAGGAAUGGUGUGUGACAUGAUAAUUUUUUGGAUUUGAGAUUUGAUUAAAGGUGAUACGGUUUAGAAUU